Cicer arietinum (chickpea) is the source of this 2768-nucleotide messenger RNA. Lineage: Eukaryota; Viridiplantae; Streptophyta; Magnoliopsida; Fabales; Fabaceae. The record is from RefSeq and is a predicted model, not a curated record.
AAAAAUAGGACCACACAAUUAAGCCUAACCCAAAAGUUGGAGCAAUGGAAAAGCAAAAUACUUAACCUCUCCAGGUUCCGUUCACUUCAGUGUCAAUUGAAAGCCUCGCUCUUGAAGGGGGCAAAUCUGAUUCAAUGUUCCUUUCCCCAACUCAACAAAGAAAACGAAAAGAAAACAACUUCCCGCUAAAUUAUGUUACUACGGCUCCCGUUUCAUCUUCUUCACAGUCACGACCACCGUCGACCUUUGCUUCCAAACACCAUAGCACCCAAACGCUUCAACUCACAUAUCUUUUCUCAUCCUCAGUCCCUACCUCGAACCGUUCCCAUUUUACGGGCCAGUUUGAGCCCGCCGUCUUCCUUUUCGGAGGAUGAGCCGGACGUUGAGCUGGGACGUUUGCUGGCUUUGUUGCCGGAAGAGAUGCGGAGACGCGUGAGUGAGCAUCCGGAGUUGCGGCUGUUGAUUGAAGUAGUUAUGGAUUUGGGUCGGAAACCGUUGGCUAGGUUUCCCUCUGGUGAUUUUGUUAUAUCCGAGUAUCCAAUUACGGUUCAGGAUAUUGAGCACGCCACUGCUCAGGUUGGUGACUUUGCUGUUGAUAAUCGAGCAGGAAUCAGUAGGACAUUGCAUCGGAUCAGUGCUAUUAGAAAUCGCAAGAGCGCAAUUAUUGGUCUUACUUGUCGUGUUGGUAGGGCUAUUUCAGGAAGUGCUACGUUGUUGCAAGAUUUGGUUCAAGAUGGGGCUUCUUUGUUGCUCAUCGGGCCUCCAGGUGUAGGCAAAACUACAAUCAUUAGGGAAAUAGCUCGGAUGCUGGCAAAUGAUUAUAAGAAGCGUGUGAUGAUUGUUGACACCUCCAAUGAGAUUGGGGGUGAUGGUGAUAUACCUCAUGCGGGAAUAGGCAGUGCUCGACGCAUGCAAGUUCCCAACUCUGAUAUUCAACAUAAGGUAUUGAUAGAGGCAGUUGAAAACCACAUGCCACAAGUGAUUGUUAUUGAUGAAAUUGGUACAAAACUUGAAGCAAUGGCUGCAAGUACAAUUGCACAGCGUGGGAUCCAGCUUGUCGCCACCGCUCAUGGAAUCACAAUAGAGAAUCUAAUAAUGAAUCCUUCCUUAGAGAUGCUUGUCGGAGGAAUACAGAGCGUGACACUCGGGGAUGAAGAGGCUAGCCGUAGAGGCGUUCAGAAGACAGUACUGGAGAGGAAAGGCCCAUCAACGUUUAGUUGCGCAGUAGAGAUUAUUUCAAAGACACAGUUGCGCAUUCACCGUAGCCUUGAAGCAACUGUAGAUGCUAUUCUUUCGGGUCGUUUUCCAAAUGUGGAAGUGCGCAAGAUGAAGUCUCAAGAGCAGGAAGAGAUUUUACAAAAGGGACCUGUUUUUGACAGCACUCUCGAAAAUGCUAGCGAAAUUAUGCUUGAUGAUGCUCUAGAAAGGGCUGAUGUCCAAACCCGGCAAAAAGAAUCACCUUUGAUGUUGCCUAUUAACAUGGUAGAGGAUUCCUCUGAGCACAAAUUGCCACUUCGCCUAUUUUGUUAUGGGAUUUUAGAGGCAACUGUUAUUCAAGCAAUUAAACAGUUGAAAAUGAAUGUUGCGGCCCUUCAAUUGACUGAUAACAUUAGUGAGGCGAAUGCUUUACUUUCCUUGCAAUCAAAGCUUAAGAAGAAUUCCAGGAUCCAAGCUGCCUUUAAAUCUCAUGAUAUUCCCAUUUAUGUGACAAAGACAAGUUCGUUGGAGCAUGUAACAAAAGCCAUACGAGCAUUGCUAAGUGAUUAUGAAGAUGGUUUAAUUGUUUUUGGAUCAAUUGAUAAGAUAAAAGAUUCGGAGAAGGCUGAUGCUUUGGAGAAAUUGAUUCAGUGACAAAAUCAUUGUACCACGGUAUCUUUUCUCGCUCUUUUAGCUUCAUACCUUGAGUGGGAGUUUUGUACCUGGAAAUAUAGCAGAUAUAUAAGUCAAGCAUGCUUUGGAGGUAAUAUAGACUAUUCCUUUUGGUUUUUGAUUACACAAAUCCAUGCUUAAAAUCGCUAAGCAUCUGAGAAAUACGUGGCCAAGUCUUAAAUUUAGCUCUAUACAUAUGGAAAUAGAUUCAGUAACAAAUCAUUUUGGAUGUUUGGUAUUCUGAAUGGUAUGAGGGUACCUCGAGCUAAACAGUAAACAUUUAUCUGAGGGAUAAAAUCAGUAGUUUUCUGGUUGGGAUACUAGAAUAAUGGUGGCAACUGGCAAGGAUCGUAUUGCUGACUGCUGAGUUACACUCAGCAGUUAACUGAGUAUAGGUGACUUUAAUUUGACAAUAGAGUAGCAAAAAUUGACUGAGAUGGCAGAUGCAACAGGCUUAAUGUAAUUGUGGUAAAGCAGUGAUCGAGACGAUGACAAGGGUAGCAGUGACUAAGAUUGGUUCCCCCUGCUUGUGAGUUUGGAAGGGAGGAAAAGAGAGGGCUUUGAGGGGAAGGAAAGAUAGAGAAAUAGAGAUAAAUCUUUUAACUUUUUAGAGAGUGAUUUGAUAUAGAAUGAUAAGAGAAUGCUUAUGAUUAAUAUGUUUCUAACAAGAUGAAAAGGAUUUGAAAAAUUUACUAAAACCUCCAAAAUCCUCCUCCAAUAUAUUUUGAGUCCCUCAAAAAAUGAGGAUUUUGUAUUUUAAAGAAAAUAAAAUUCCUCAAAGUCCCUCCUCCUAAAUCUCUUAUUCUCUUCCAUUUUCUCUUGGACUGUCAAACAUAGCCUAAGUUGAGUUGGGUGCCAUCUCUGCUAUGGUGGUAACAACGAAGGUAAAUGGCCGCACC